Messenger RNA from Plasmodium falciparum 3D7, 2031 nucleotides. RefSeq names its product putative tetratricopeptide repeat protein. The record is from RefSeq and is a predicted model, not a curated record. NCBI's taxonomy places the organism in Eukaryota, Apicomplexa, Aconoidasida, Haemosporida, Plasmodiidae.
AUGGAAAUUAUAAACUUGUUGCAUAUAACAUCUUUAUCAAUUUUUUUAUUAACCCUUUUAGGUAUAUGGGUUUACAAAACACUAAUAAUAAAUAAAGAAAAGAAAAAGAAAAAAAAUCAAGAAGAAAACGAAGAAAAAAAAAAAAAGGAAAAAAAGGAACAUUCCAACAUUUUUUUUAAUAACAAGGAAGGAGAAAUAUAUUGUGAUGACGAAAAGUGUUAUCUAAUAAAUAAGGAAAAUAAAAAUAUUUUAUUAAAAAAAAGAGAUAAUAAAGAAAUAAAAGAAAAUAUAAAUGUUGCGGACACAAUGAGUAGUAGUGAUAUGAAUAAUACAAUGAAAAAUGUAAUAAAUGAUGAUCAUAUAAAUAAUCAUUAUAAAACAAUGCAAGAAAAUAAAUCAGUAAAUAAUUUCGAAGGAGAACUUAAAAAUGAUCAUCUUCAAAUAUCAAAGGAUAAUCAAAAUGAUAAUAAUAAUUUUAUUUGUUACAAUAAUAAAUAUAAUUCAGUGUGUAAAAUAAAAACAGAGAAUAGUCUCCUUGAAAAUAAUUCGAAUGAAAAUAAAUCAGAAACGGAUAACGAAAAUUCAGAUAAAAAAAUUAACAACAAAAUGAAUGAUAGUACGAUAGAGAGUAUUUUUGAUAUAAAAGGAGAAGAUGUUAAAUAUAAAGACGAUCUUGAUAAUAAAGAUAAUAUGAUGAAUGAUAUAAAAAGAGAAGAUGUUAAAUAUAAAGACGAUCUUGAUAAUAAAGAUAAUGUGGUGAAUGAUAUAAAGGGAGAAGAUGUUAAAUAUAAAGACGAUCUUGAUAAUAAAGAGAAUGUGAUGAAUGAUAUAAAAAGAGAAGAUGUUAAAUAUAAAGACGAUCUUGAUAAUAAAGAUAAUAUGAUGAAUGAUAUAAAAAGAGAAGAUGUUAAAUAUAAAGACGAUCUUGAUAAUAAAGAUAAUGUGGUGAAUGAUAUAAAGGGAGAAGAUGUUAAAUAUAAAGACGAUUUUUAUAAUAAAGAUAAUGUAAAUUAUGAGGAAAAAAAUAAUCAUUUAAGUGAAUGCGUAAAUAAAACACAAAACGAAUAUCCUGUUGAAGAACAUACAAGUAAUGAAGUAGAAAAAAAUAAAAAAGAUAUUGAUUCCACAAAUAAAACGAAAUACCCGAGUAACAGAAAUUAUUAUAGUGACAAUUAUAUUAAUUACGAUACAGAUGAAAAUUCGAAUAUAAGCUCAUCCAAAGAAAAUGAUAUUUCAGAUGAGUAUAGUUCAUAUAAUAAUGAUUCCUUAUAUAAUUCGGAUAAUAGUGAAGUAGAAAAAAUGUCUUCUUCUAUGGAUGAGGAUGAAUUAGAUGAAUAUGAUGAUGAUGAUGAUGGUGAGGACGAAGAAGAAGAAGAAGAAGAAGAAAAUAGUGAUGAAGAUAAAUACAACGAUACAUAUUAUAAUAAUGAUAAUAAUAAUAAUAACAGUGAUAAGUUUGUUGAGGGAGAUAAUCAAAAACAUAUUCAAGAUGAUAUCUUAAAUAAAAGUGUUGAAGAAAUAAAAGAUAUAGGUAAUAAUUAUUUCAAAAAUAAUGAUUAUUUAAAUGCUAUUUAUUAUUAUAAUAAAGCAUUAAAAAAAUGUAAAGACAAAAAUAUAAAAAGUAUAUUAUAUUCCAAUAGAGCUGCAUGUAAUAUUUUUUUAAAAAAAUGGAAUACUGUUAUCGAAGAUUGUAAUAAAUCUAUACAUCUAAAUGAUAACUUUGCAAAGUCUUAUAUAAGAAGAAGUAACGCCUAUGAACAGUUACAAAAAUAUAAUGACGCUUCAAAUGAUUUAAAUAAAGCAUUAACAAUCGAUCCGAAUUUAUUAAAAAAUUAUCAAGUCAAACAAAGAAAACUUAAAGAAUUAGCUGAACAACAGUUAAAUAAAGAAAAAGAAGAAAUGGUAGGAAAAUUAAAAGAUUUUGGAAACUUAUUAUUAGGAAAAGUAGGAUUAUCCCUAGAUAAUUUUGAAGUACAAAAAAAUCCAAACAACGAUGGAUCCUUUAAUAUACAGUUCAAGCAAAAUAAAUAA